Molecule: messenger RNA, 309 nt
Organism: Cladocopium goreaui
Lineage: Eukaryota; Dinophyceae; Suessiales; Symbiodiniaceae
Source: the annotation of a GenBank genome assembly
AUGUGGUGGGACCAGUACGAGGAUCCGGCAGAAGCUGCAGCCCAAGCUGCGAAGGAAGCCGAGGCCAGCGCGAAACACCGCAAUUUCCUUGCGCAGCAGGUGGCCUUGGGUGAGAGUUGGGCUGGUGCAAGCCGCGCGACACCUCCGCUGACCCCGCCACCGGCACCGGUGGCAGCGGAACGGAGCGCGGCUGAGGCGAAGGGCGAUCAGUCGAUCGCGGAGCAGGCUCUGGCUGCAGCCGCGCCAAAAGUGAAGGCACCGGUGACCGUGCCGGCGCGGUUCAAACCCGUGGUGAAGGUAUGGGAGUAA